CUCCGAACCGCGUCAAUUUAGGAUUUAAGACCAGUAAUCCAACAUUAUUUUAAUAAUUUUCUAUGAUUAGUUAUUCAAUUAAACUAAAAAGAAACGAUCUUCCGCUAGUUGAGACCACAUCUUAAGAAAGUUCUCUCUUUUCCGUAUCUUACCAAAUCCCGCGGUUUUAGACCCCCCUAGUCUCUCCUGUCCGUCUUCUAUCGAACUCUCAGCACUCGGAGAUUGUCUCAGUUACUUCCGGUUGGAUCUUCUUCCACUCUGCUCAAUUUUAGCUGAAUUAGAUUGCUGAUUUCUUGCUAGAAAUCGUAGGUUCCCCCUACAUUCGUUGUCCACGAUCCGAUCUGCUCGAUCUGAGGUGUUUUCUCACGGAUCGAAACCCUGGUUCCCGAAAGAUCCGUUCUUUUCCGGUUCUGUAAACCCACACCCCCCCCUCAGUCCUCUUCUGCGUAUUUCUCAGUAGAAGCCCUCAUCUUUAGCUCACAAAUUUUAGUUUUUUUUUUCCCCCAAAGAUUUUGUUUUUCCUCAUGAAAAGGUAUCAAGCUUUACCUCCCAUCCGUCUCUGUGCUUCCUUCUUCUUCUUCUUGCUGGCCGUCGGCAAAAUCUCGGCGGCCGACAGCACCAACAGCACCUACGUCCCACGGGACAACAUUCUACUCAACUGCGGUGCCUCCGGGCAGGACAAGGACACCGAUGGCCGCAUCUGGACCGGCGACGCCGGCUCCAAGUACGCCCCCUCCAUUAAUGGCGUUGGCCUCACUGCCCCCUCGCAGGACUCGUCGGUCCCGCAAGUCCCGUACUUGACCGCCCGGUUCUUCACCUCCCCCUACACCUACACCUUCCCCCUCGGUGCUGGCCGGAAAUUUAUUCGCCUUUACUUCUAUCCUUCCAACUACUCCGACCGCGCCGCCUCCGAUGCCUUCUUUUCCGUCACCGCUGGUUCCCAUACCCUCCUCCAAAACUUCAGCGCCUACCUCACCGCCGAUGCCCUCAACUUCGCCUACCUUAUCCGCGAAUUCUCCGUCAAUGUCUCCUCCAGUGGCCUCAAUCUCACCUUCACCCCUUCUGCUGACCACCCCAAUUCUUAUGCCUUUGUGAACGGUAUCGAGAUCGUCUCGAUCCCUGACAUCUUUACCACCACCAGUGCAGUGCUUGUCGGGACCUCCACAGACUUCCCCAUCGACCAGGACUCGGCCAUCGAGACCGUCUACAGGCUGAAUGUGGGUGGGCAAGCUCUUUCUCCCACCCAAGAUUCUGGCUUGUUUCGUUCAUGGGAUGAUGACUCCCCAUACAUCUAUGGGGCUGCCUUUGGGGUCUCAUACUCCAAUGACCCAAAUGUUACAAUCAAGUACUCGACCACCUUGCCGGAAUAUAUCGCGCCGGUGGAUGUGUACUCGACAGCACGAUCGAUGGGGCCUGAUGCGCGUGUCAAUAUGAAUUAUAAUCUCACAUGGAUCCUUCCGGUGGAUGCUGGGUUCUACUACCUUGUGAGGCUGCAUUUCUGCGAGAUCCAGUAUCCAAUGACCAAGGUGAACCAGAGGGUCUUUGAUAUCUAUCUCAACAACCUGACUGCCUUUGGUGGUGCUGAUGUGAUUGGUUGGAGCCAAGGAAUUGGCAUCCCAGUGUACAAGGACUUUGUGGUGAUGACUUUAGGUAUUGGCUUGAUGGAUCUGUGGGUUGCACUCCAUCCUAAAGGUUCAAACAAGCCAGAGUUUGAUGAUGCUAUCUUGAAUGGGAUGGAGGUCUUUAAGCUGCAGAACAGUAAUGGAAGUCUUGCUGGACCCAAUCCAGAGCCACGUCCCAAGCCAGAUGUGAAUCCUGAUGAGGUUUUCAAUCACCAUAGUCACAAGUCGAAGAGUAAGGCUCCGGUGAUUGCUGGUGGGGUGAUUGGUGGUGUUGUUGGCCUGUUGGCUGCCUACUUUUGCCUGUUUGGGUAUUGCAGGCAAAAGAAGAAGGGAGGGAAGGAUGCAGGCACCAGCGACGGGCCAUCAGGUUGGCGGCCGCUCUCCCUCUAUGGCAACUCGCACUCGGCAGUGUCAGCCAAGACGAACACAACUGGGAGCUACGCCCCGUCACUCCCGUCCAACCUUUGCCGCCACUUCUCAUUUGCAGAGAUUGAAGCUGCCACCAAUGGCUUUGAUGAGGCCCUCCUUCUUGGUGUUGGUGGGUUCGGAAAGGUCUACCGUGGGGAAAUAGAUGGCGGCUCCACUAAAGUUGCCAUCAAACGUGGGAAUCCAAUGUCCGAGCAAGGUGUCCAUGAAUUUCAGACGGAGAUCGAGAUGCUGUCCAAGCUCCGUCAUCGCCAUCUUGUCUCUCUGAUUGGGUACUGUGAGGAGAACUGUGAGAUGAUUCUGGUUUAUGACUACAUGGCCUAUGGAACACUCCGUGAGCACCUUUACAAGACUCAGAAGCCACCCCUCCCUUGGAGGCAGCGGCUUGAGAUCUGCAUUGGUGCUGCUCGCGGGCUCCACUACCUCCACACUGGUGCCAAGCAUACCAUUAUCCACCGAGAUGUGAAGACUACUAACAUUCUGUUAGAUGAGAAAUGGGUUGCAAAGGUUUCAGAUUUUGGGCUUUCAAAGACUGGUCCUACACUUGAUCACACUCACGUUAGCACUGUGGUGAAGGGAAGCUUUGGUUAUCUUGACCCAGAGUAUUUCAGGCGACAGCAACUUACUGAGAAAUCAGAUGUGUACUCUUUUGGGGUUGUAUUGUUUGAGGUUCUCUGUGCUCGCCCAGCUCUGAACCCGACACUUCCGAAGGAACAAGUGAGCUUGGCUGAGUGGGCACUGCACUGCCAGAAGAAGGGCAUUCUCGAUCAGAUCAUUGAUCCCUAUCUCAGGGGCAACAUUGCUCCACAGUGCUUCAAGAAGUUUGCAGAAACGGCAGAGAAGUGUGUGGCUGAUCAGGGAAUCGAGCGACCAUCAAUGGGUGAUGUCCUUUGGAACCUCGAGUUUGCACUCCAGCUACAAGAGGGUGCAGAGGAAAAUGGAAGUCUCAUUGGUGGUGCAAUGUCAGAUGAUGGCACAUCUCUCAUGAUGGUCGGGAAGAAAGACUCGAAUGACCAAUUGGUCGAAUCGAGCACGACCACAACUACAACCACCACAGUGAGCAUUGGAGGGCAGAGCCUUGCAAGUGAGGACUCUGAUGGACUGACACCAAGUGCUGUUUUCUCACAGAUCAUGAACCCUAAAGGGCGGUGAGAUAAAAUCUCGACUUGAGGAUUGCCGCCAUUGUGUAUCUCGACACCAAGAACUAGCUCUCUUAUUAUCCCAACUUUAAUCUCUUUAUUCAGUAAUAUGUGAUGAGUUAUGUUGUAAUUUUAUUAGACCCUAAGAUCUCCUUGAUGCAAUGUGAUAUAUGACUUGUAUUCUUAAGAUUGCUUUGGUUGUUAGUGCGACGAUAGUUAUGGGUUGUUUUGUAAAUUUGUUGCGUCUCUGUUAAGGAGACUAUAAAUAUUUGGUUUGGAUACUCUUUCUUCAUUCCUAUGACUUGAAAUUUCAAACCUGCUGGAAACUGCGGAUUUGAUAA
This is a messenger RNA of Elaeis guineensis (African oil palm), 3528 nucleotides long. RefSeq names its product receptor-like protein kinase FERONIA. Gene Ontology annotation, biological process: protein phosphorylation. Gene Ontology annotation, molecular function: ATP binding; transmembrane receptor protein tyrosine kinase activity. NCBI's taxonomy places the organism in Eukaryota, Viridiplantae, Streptophyta, Magnoliopsida, Arecales, Arecaceae. The record is from RefSeq and is a predicted model, not a curated record.